UCCACUUCAUUCCAAUCUAAUUUCCUUCUCUUGCCUCUUUAAACAAGUCUCCCGCCUUUCCCGCUAUCAAAACUUGGUUCCUUUGAGCCCAGUUCCAACAUCGUUUUGGGAGUUCUUGUUUUCCGUCUCCGUAUUACUUCAGUGGAAUAAGUUCCUGGAUUUUCUCCGCUCAAUCAUCCACAUAGCCUAAGCAAUUCUGGACUCUAGCGGUGGAGACAAAGCCGCUGCAGCAAAGAGCCUAGAAUCUGGAAUUGUGCGCAUCUGCAGCAACCAACUCCGCAACUAGCUACUGGCAUUAUCGCCACAAUUGAGCUGCAUACGAGGACACGCACGCACGUUCUCUGAAACCAUUUCCACCCGUCUUGCCCUCAGGACAAGGGAAGCAUUUCGCACGAUCUCUUCCCCCCUUUUCCCAGUUUUUCGCAUACGCAGUAAGCGAACCGAAAGGUUUACCGAAAGACAAUGGGCUGGUUUGAUACACAAUCGUCCGUUUCCUCUUCUCACUCGAGGCGUAAACGCUCUCCCUCCCGCCGGCCAACGUAUUCCACCCAUCAUUCCCGGCACUCUGCUCCUUCAUUCUUUAGCUUCAACGGCGGAGGCAGCCGCGCCGGCCGAUCCAGUCCAUCGGUCUACUCGUCCUCGUCGCGGCGAGCACGACCUCGGUCUGGCUUUGUCCAAAAAGUAGUCCAUAUCAUUAAACGACUGCUACGUGACAUCUACAAAUAUGCCCGUGAGCACCCAAUCAAGGUGCUACUCCUGGUUCUCAUACCGCUUCUUACAAGCGGUGUUUUGCAGAAACUGUUCGCCAUUAUUGGCAUUCGUCUGCCCAAGAACAUCUUUGGCGGUCAAGGUGGACAAUCUCGAGAGGGCGGCAUGAUGGAGAACUUGAAAUCUAUGAUGAGCAUUGCGAAGAUGAUCAUGUAAGGAGCGAAAGACGCUAUGUCUCGAUUUAGGCUGUGUGGUAUAGCGGAGCGCUUGGCUGAGAAAUGAAUGGUACGAUGGAUGUGCGGAAAGGUAAAGACAUCUAUGAGCAUAAUGACAAUGAUGACAUGAUAUAUACUUGGUUUUCGAUACUUGAUAUUCGCUUUCGUUUUUCCAGACUUAUUAUGUGCGAUAUUGGAGGGUUAGUUGCAAUUCUACCGAGUGUCUUUUCUUCUUCCCUCGUUUUUCGGCAUGUGCAGGUACAUCUAAAGUGGUUUGUUUGAAUCUAACAGUGUCUACUCCUGGAGUGGUGCAAUUGACUGCGAAGGGCUCCAUGGCAUGUAUUUCUCUACCUAAAAAGCUGGACAGAUAUUUAGACAUGUUUGGGAUUACGAC
Molecule: messenger RNA, 1317 nt
Organism: Aspergillus caelatus
Lineage: Eukaryota; Fungi; Ascomycota; Eurotiomycetes; Eurotiales; Aspergillaceae
Exons: 1
Coding region: 463-924 (153 amino acids)
Source: RefSeq, a predicted model, not a curated record